GCGGGCGUCCCCCAUUCGGGCACUGAUUGGUCGAAUCUUAAUGACGGCAAGAAGUUCUCGGGGUCUCUAUUGGUUCUUAAACCUCAGAAUGGGCGGAGAAAGGCAGAGCGUAGGGGCUCAAGGAGAGAAGCGCGGAGUGCGCCGGCGCGUAGUCGGGGACGCCAGGCUGAGGAUUUUGCUAGGGAACCGUAUGUUGUCGCCCCGCCCCCUCGGGGCUUUUUGUCCCGUUAACUGUCGGAGUGGCGGGGGCUCUAGCGCCGAGCGACAUGCCGGUGCGCUUCAAGGGGCUGAGUGAAUACCAGAGAAACUUUCUGUGGAAAAAGUCAUAUUUGUCAGAGUCCUAUAAUCCCUCGGUGGGGAGAAGGUACCCAUGGGCUGGACUUAGAUCGGAUCAAUUAGGAAUCACAAAAGAGCCAAGUUUUAUUUCAAAAAGAAGAGUCCCUUAUCAUGAUCCACAAAUUUCAAAAUCUCUUGAGUGGAAUGGAGCUAUCUCAGAGAAUGAUAUUGUGUCACCAAAACCUGAAGCCACAGAAACAGAAUUACAAGAAGCAGAACAAAAAGAAGAUGUUAACCAAGAAAGAGUUCUUGCACUAGAAGCCUCCAAGGUUCCCAAAAGAACCAGGUCUCACUCUACAGACUCCAGAGCUGAAGGGGCUUCAGAUAUUGUGGAAAAUAAUGAGGAUGUAAUAGAAGGUCAUAUACCGGUUAAUGAAAAUGGGGAACUGGAGCAUUCUACCAAGCUGCUUUCAGAAAAUGUAGAUAAUGGGUUGAAUAGAGUUCUUCGGAAGAAAGCAGGACUGACUGUUUUUCCUUCACAUGAUAUCUUGAGAAAUUCUGAAUAUCAAAGGCAGUUUGUUUGGAAGACCCCUAAAGAAGCUGCUCCAGUUUUUACAGCCAAUCAGGUUUUCCACAAUAAAAGCAAAUUUGUUCCACAAUUCAAAGGUAACUCAAUCAUCCAUGAAACUGAAUACAGAAGAAAUUUCAAGGGUUUAUCUCCAGUGAAAGAACCAAAAUUAAGAAAUGAUUUGAGAGAGAAUGGAAAUUUUGAAACAGUAUCUCCUGAAAAGAAGUGUAAUAAAACAGAUGAUCCUUUAAAAUUAGAAGCAGAGAUGGAAUCAAAAGAGUCAAACCAGCCUAAAAAGAAGCUUACUCCUUGGAGACAUCAAAGGCUUGGGAAGGUGAAUUCUGAAUAUAGGGCAAAAUUUCUGAGCCCAGCCCAGUAUUUAUACAAAGCCGGGGCUUGGACCCGUGUGAAGGAAAACAUACCAGAUCAGGGUUCUCUAAAUGCCAUGUGGUAUGCGGAGGUUAAAGAACUCCGAGAGAAGGCUGAAUUUUAUAGGAAACGAGUUCAAGGAACACAUUUUUCUCGGGACCAUCUGAAUCAGCUUCUGUCUGAUAACAACUGCUGUUGGGAUGUCUCCUCAACCACAAGCUCAGAAGGAACCAUUAGUAGUAACAUUAGAGCUCUAGAUCUUGCCGGAGAUCCUACAAGCCAUAAGACUUUGCAGAAAUGUCCUCCUACAACACUGGACAAGAAAAAGCCUGCCUUGGAAGAGCAGCCGCAGAAAACUACCACAGAGAAAUUGGGCGUGUCAGAUGCUCCCACCCUGCCCGUUAGAAGGCGCCUGGCAUGGGACGCAGAGAACACAGAUGAAGGGGUGCAGAAACAGCCGAGAGAGGAGGAGGAGGAAGAAACAGAAAAGGACAGGCAGGUUCAUAACGGAGAGCUGGAGAAGGUUGAAGUACCGGAAAAAUCUAAGGCAGAAAAGAUAAAAGAAGGGUCAGAUUCUUCUUCUGUAUCUUCUGGAAAAGGAGGCAGGCUUCCUACUCCAAAGCUGAGAGAACUUGGUGGAAUCCAGAGGACUCAUCAUGAUCUCACCACUCCAGCUGUUGGUGGUGCUGUUCUAGUGUCUCCAUCUAAAGUGAGGCCUCCAGUCCCAGAACAGAGGAAAAGAGUAUCCCCUCAGGAUGGCUUAGAACCUGCAAAGAAUGAUUUUAGGAAGAAAGAAAGUCGUGCUAUAGCCCUCCUGACUUCUCCAGCUGCUGGUAUAAAAACAGUUGAUCCCUUGCCUUUGAGGGAAGAUUCUGAAAUCAGUAUCCCCAGGCGUGCCGAGGUAGCUCUUCCAGUUUCAAAAAUUCCAGAAUAUCCAGCAAACACACCUGGGCAGUCUCCUUCCCCACCCUGUGCUCCAUCCUACUGGCAUCCCUCUCGUCGAAUUCAGGGCUCUCUCAGAGAUCCAGAAUUUCAGCAUAAUGUGGGAAAAGCAAGGAUGAACAAUUUCCAGCUGCCUCAGCAUGAAGUCUUUAAUGACGAAGAUGAAGACAGAUUAUCUGAGAUUUCUGCUCGCUCCGCAGCUUCUAGUCUCCAGGCUUUUCAAACUCUGGCACGAGCUCAGAAAAGGAAGGAGAAUUUCUGGGGCAAAACAUAAUUACCAUAUAUCUAGUUGAGUUGCCUAACAAUCUACGGAACCAUUAGCAUAAUUUUUCCUUAUUGCUUUACUAUGUUAAGACUUUUAAAGUAUUUGGAUUUUUUCCCCACAUUUCCUACUUAAAAAGAAUUGUUUGAGUUUUCAAUAGCCAAUUCAGUUUCCUUGGAAAAUUUUAACACUGGUUCAUACAAAUUCAACCUACAGAAUUCUUUUGACACCUAUCCCAAAGUACAAAGACAUAGGUUUCUUCACAUGUUCUAACUUUUGUAUUAAGGGUAGCUGGUAAAAUUGUGAAUUUUACCUAUCCAGAGGAUAUUCUAAAAAAUAAAGUGAAGUAAAAAUUAAGAUCUAAAUGUGAAGUAUAUGUUCCUUGAUUAUUGGCUCUGUGUAUCUUUAUAGUCUGUAGAUGUCAUAAGAUGAAUUUGUUCUUCCGGUAACUUUUGCUGUAGUAUUUCUUUUUAUUUUAGUACCUUCUGUAUGUGGUUGCAGUGUUAAGGCAAUUGUACUUUAAAUUGAAAAUAUGAGCUGUAUAUAUUUUUCUUAUUUAUGUAACAAAGUUUGCUGAGAGAAUAUGUAUAUUUUUGAUCUUUGUGUGUAUUCUAUUUGUAUAAGGACUUUGGCUUACAUUUGAAUAAUGUCUCAAUUUUGAAAAAUUAUUUGUAUAAUGGAGAGUUAAAACUUUGUAGACAUUUUGAAAUAAAAAUUGAUCAAGUAUUUUAA
Molecule: messenger RNA, 3149 nt
Organism: Panthera uncia (snow leopard)
Lineage: Eukaryota; Metazoa; Chordata; Mammalia; Carnivora; Felidae
Gene: SAXO6
Product: Mdm1 nuclear protein
Exons: 15
Coding region: 267-2429 (720 amino acids)
Biological process (GO): negative regulation of centriole replication
Molecular function (GO): microtubule binding
Source: RefSeq, a predicted model, not a curated record